Messenger RNA from Tetrahymena thermophila SB210, 3738 nucleotides. RefSeq lists its product as hypothetical. The transcript has a single exon. NCBI's taxonomy places the organism in Eukaryota, Ciliophora, Oligohymenophorea, Hymenostomatida, Tetrahymenidae. The record is from RefSeq and is a predicted model, not a curated record.
UUAAAUUAAAUAAAAAGUAAAAUUCUUUUUGUUGUUCUAAAAUUAUUAGCUAUUUCAAAAAGAGUAAGUAAAUAAAAUAAUUAGAAAAUGAGAAUAAAACAUAUUAGAUUAGUGUCUAAAGGACUCAUAGUUAUUACAAUUUUUGCCUUGUGUCUUUGCUUAACUUAAGCAGAUGACUCGUAAAAACCUGAAGAUGUAGAGGCAUUUUUAGAUCCACAAAAUUCAAUAUUUAAUGAGCAAUCAAAUGAAAAUUUAUAACCUGAUAUUUUAAAUAGACCUUUGCCUCCAAAUCGCAAGCCUCCCACUCUUCCAAAAAGGCCAAAUAGCUAAAACUAAUAGAAAACUCUUACUGAAUAGCAAAGAGAGCUUUAAUUGAAAAAAAUCGAAUAGGAAAAGCUAAGUAUUGAAACUAAGAUGUAGUAAAUUGAAUAAGAAUUAAGAGAAUAAUAAAAUAUUGAAAUUCUAAAUUAGUAAGAAUUAUAAUAACUCCUUUAAGAAGAAGAAUAAACUCUUAAUUCUUAAACUGAAGAUGUUGAAGACAUUUAAAAAUAAUAAGAUGAUUACAUUUAACAACAAAAGAAGAUCUUUGAAGCUGAAUAGGAAAGGUUAAAAAGGCUAAAAGAAUAGGAAGAGCUACUUAGAAUAUAACGUGAGCAAGAAGAAUAACGUAUAAGAGAACAAUAGCAGGAAAUUGAAAGGUAAAUUGAAUAAAAUCGCUUAGAAUAAGAAAGAAUAAAACGUGAAAAGGAGGAAUAAAACCGUAGAAAGAGAGAAGAAAUCCAAAGAAAAAAAGAUGAAAUUUAAAGAAAAUAAGAAUAAAUGCGUUUAGAAUAAGAAUAAAGAUUAAAGUAGCAAGAUGAACUUUAGAGAAAAAGACAGGAAUAGGAAAAGAAGUUUAAUGAGCAAAGAGAGCUCUUAGAGAAGUAGCGUUAAGAAUAGGAAUUGCUUAAAAAAUAGAGAGAAGAAGCUGAGCGUAGGAGAAGAGAGCAAGAAUUAUAACGUAAAAAAAUGCUUGACGAUCUUUAGCGUUAAAAAGAAGAACAAGAAAUCAAAAAGAAGGCCGAGGAGGAAGAAGCUGCUCUUAGGCUUUAAAAGCAAAAAGAAGAAUUAGAGUAAAUCUUAAAAAGGCGUGAGGAGAUGAGAAUAGAGCAAGAGAAUUCUGAUAGAAUACGCUAAUAAUAAGAAUAUUUGAAGAAACUGCAAGAAGAAGCUGAGCAAAUAAGAUUAUAGCAGAUGGAAGAAUAGCAGAAAUUGGAAAAGGAAAGAUUAAACAACCAGUAAAAUAACGAAUAAAAAGAAGAGCUUGAAACAUAAUAGUAGCAUGAAGAGCUAGAAAAGUAAAAGAGAGAAAUAGAAGAAAAGUAAAGAGAAAUUGAAAUCUAAAAGAAAUUGGAAGAGGAAGAAUUACAAAGAAAGAGAUAAGAACAUGAGCUAAGAGUUUAAAAAUAAAAAGAAGAGAUAGAAAGAUUAUAGCUUGAGGAGUAAGAGAGAUAGAAAAAGGCUGAUUAGGAAGAGUAACUCCGUUAAGAGUAGCUUCAAAAGCUUUAAUUUGAAAAUGAGUAGUAAGAGAGAGAGCAAGAAAUAUUAAGAUUACAACAGAUGUAAAAAGAAGAAGAGUUGAAUCGUCUGAACAAUGAAUUAUAACAAUAAGAAGAAAUUAUUAGAAGAGAGAAUGAAGAAUAAGAAAGACUACAAAAAGAGCAAGAACUUCUUUAAUAAUAAUAAUAAAUUGAAAAAUAAAGGGAAGAAUUAUUAAAAAAAGAAGAAGAAGAACUUAAUAAAUCUAACUAAAACAUUAUUAUUGAUGAUCAUGAUCAUCACCAUGGACACGACCAUCACCAUCAUCACGGCCAUGGUCAUGGUCACGAUCACGAUCAUGAUCACUCUAAUAUUUAAGUUAACUUUGGGGAUGAUUAAAAAAAGGAGGCUAAAGAUGAAGAUAAAAUUCAAUAGCCUGAAUAAAGUUUAGGAGAAAAAUACUAAGAAAUCAUGAACGAUUUUAUCUAGUUCAUAGAAUAUAGCAUGAAAAAUAUUAUUCAUCCUGGUUUUAACUAUAUUAGAAGUCAUGAGCCUUUCAAUUACAUUUGCUUUACAUAUGCACUAAUCAUCCUAAUUAAAUUCAUUUCUAAAAAGUUAUUCUCUUCUGGAGGUAUGCAGAUUUAGGGUGGAGCUAAAUUUAAUCUCUCUGCUGAAGCCGAAAUGGACUUUACUGACCUUACUAAUUAGCUUGAAGCUCUCAGCAAGGAAGUUAGAUAAUUAGAAUAAGUUAUCAAUUCCAAGAGCCCAGCUUCUUCUGCUGUAUAACAACCAAUUUCUAAUUAAAAGGCUUAAGCUGUGAUUCCUGAUACUCGUAAAAUUAAUGAAUCUCUGAUUUAGAAAAUAGAAAAGAGCGAAGAAUCUGUCAAGCAGUUAACAAAUCAAUUUAAUUCUUUGAAGUAGUUUUAAGUUUAAUUCUAAUAAAGUAUUUUUGAUACCUAAAAAGAAAUUAUCAAAGAAGUGCAUCAAUUAAAAUUGCAAAGAAAGAGAAGAUAACCAAGUAGUGUAACAGAUGUGGCAUUAACUGGAAUAAAUAACCAAAAUGGUACUAAUUUGAAUGAUUCUUCUCGUAUCUCUCGUAAGUCAUCAUAUAGCGAAAUUAAUAACAGCACAUCUGAAGUUUAGUAGUAAUCAGUCUCAUAAAAAAGUGAAAGACCUUCAUAUAAUAGCAAUAUAGAAUAAAAGGCAACUUCAUCCAGAAACUAACAUUAAAAAAAGCAACACAAUUCUAAAAAAGAAGGUUUAAAUAACUCUGUUUCUUAGGAAAAUCUUUCAUAGUAAGCAUAGUCUGAUAGUGUUUAAAUAGUAGAAUCAGAAAAUGCACAGAAUAAUUAUGGAAACGAAGCUGCAGAAUUGGAAUAACAAUAAGAUAAUUAAUAAACUGUGUAAUAUGAAUAACAAUAAUAACUUAAUCAAUAAGAUUUAUAAAACUAAGAAAAUAACCUCUAAGAAGAUCAAGUAGCUAGAUCAGGUUCUUAAGGACGUAAGGGAAGUGCUAGAUUAAUUGAGGAGCAAUUUUAAAGUUCAGACGAAAAUAGCUUCUUUGAUUAGCAAGUUAAUUAAUUGAGCAAUAACUUGCACUAGAAGAAACAAUAAUAAUAAGAAUAUUAACAAGUCGAGAGCUAAGAUAAUCAAGAAUUCCUUUACUAAUAAUAAAUGGAAAUGAAUACUUAAAGCAAUUAGCAAUAAAAUCUUCAUUAACAUCAUCAUUAGCAGUAAUAACACCACCAUCACCAUCAUGGACAUCAUGAAAAUAAUACUCAUUAGCAUAGUAAUUAUCCAUAACAGUAACAAUAGUCGAAUUAACACCAUAGCAAUAGCCAAUAAAAGCUAGGAUCCCCUAAUUUAACUUAAGUACCUCCCCCAAGUAUGUAGAGCUAAAAUAUCACUAGAAAUUCACCAUUUUAAUAAGGAAUGGCUCCUUAAAGAAAUAAGAGCAAUCAAGGAUUUUCUUUAAAUACUGAUUAAACAGGUGAAAAUCAUAUACCUGAAGAUGCUACUGUAGUUAUGACACCAGAUUAACACAGCUAGCAAAAUCAUAAUCCUUUUACUAUCCCACGUCCUGUUGGAUAAGUUGGUGCAAAAGUUCCAACUACUGGUCGCCGUUAGCCUCCAAAUGCUUUUGCAAACUAAUUCUAAAAUAAGCAUAAUCCAACAUAAAAGUAAUUUACUGCUUUUCCUUCUAACUAAACUUAGCAGUGA